This is a messenger RNA of Parascedosporium putredinis, 1041 nucleotides long. NCBI's taxonomy places the organism in Eukaryota, Fungi, Ascomycota, Sordariomycetes, Microascales, Microascaceae. The record is from the annotation of a GenBank genome assembly.
AUGUCGCGAGAGCUUAAGAGACCUCGCCGACAUUUCAAUACCCGCCAUCUCCUCAUUGGUGGCGAUGUCUCCCUCCGUGUCCUCCCGCUCGGGGACGCCCUUACGCACGGCACUCCCAGCAACCCAGACAGCUACCGUGCAGCCCUCCGCGCCCUCCUAGUCGCCGACGGGAACCCUGUCGACUACGUCGGUAGUUCCACCUCCGGAACGUCGCCGGAUCUCGGCUCCGAUAACCAAGUCGAAGCUUCCGCCGACGUGGGUGUCACGACGAUUGCCGACGUCCAGACCGCUGCCGACGCCGCCGUGCCCUCCUUCAAGCCUAAUCUCGUCAUCAUCAACGUUGGCACCAACGACUGCCGUCGCGGCGCUGACGUGUCCAACUCCUCGGCCGCCCUGCUCGGCCUCCUCAAGACUACGUGGACGAGCAUAUUCGCCACCGCUGUGCUAACCACUCUCCCGCCGGCCACGCCCGCCGAGGGAAGCGACGGCCACGACGCGGACCUGGAAGCCUGCUUACUCGAGAUCAACGCCCAGAUUACCGAGCUCGUGGCCCAGCAGCAGGCCGCAUCGCGCAAGGUCGUCCUCGUCGAUUUCCGCGCCGAGGAGGGCGGCGUGACGCCUGAGGACCUCACCGAUGCCGUGGCCGUGGGGAGGACGACGGCAGCGCCGAGGGAGAUGCGGGCGCGGGACGCCGCCUCUCGCGGGUGGCUCGAGCCUCCCGAGGAGCUACCGGAGCCUAGCGGCGACGACGAUAGCAGCGGUGGCAACAGUACCGGGACGGGAAACCAGCCCGGCGCGGGUGAUGGGUCCACGACGGCUGAAAUGGAAAAGGGAAGCGGGAACAACAGCGCCGGCGACGACGCGGCCAACAGUGCCGCCGCACGUGGGCUGGCCUCGACUUCUCGGAGCUGCGGGGCUAGCGAUUGCUGCUACGUUGACGAUGUUCGGGCACCCGAGCUUGAUGCUCGGCGCCCCUUCUCCAUUUUCAGCUUCCUCUCCAUCCCUAGGAUUACCUCGACGAAGCCCGAGAAUACCCUGUAG